This is a messenger RNA of Cydia pomonella (codling moth), 3736 nucleotides long. RefSeq names its product syndetin (gene Vps50). Gene Ontology annotation, molecular function: SNARE binding. The coding region runs from base 351 to 3017 and encodes 888 amino acids. Gene Ontology annotation, cellular component: EARP complex. The record is from RefSeq and is a predicted model, not a curated record. The transcript has 4 exons. Lineage: Eukaryota; Metazoa; Arthropoda; Insecta; Lepidoptera; Tortricidae. Gene Ontology annotation, biological process: retrograde transport, endosome to Golgi; endocytic recycling.
UAACUGUAAUCAAAGAUACAUUGAUUGAGUUUAUUCUCUAUUACAAUCAAUUCUCUUUACUGUAAUAAAACAUUUUUCAGAAAUGUCUACUCCCUAAUAGAUGGCGGUGUAAUUCAAUAUAAUUCAGUAAUUUCUACUCGCUAAUAGAUGGCGCUGUAAUUUAUAUAAUCCGGUCGAACAUUGUAGGGGUGUAUAUUAAAGAACCGUUUGACGUAGACGAAAAUACGCCCACACAAACUGUCAGUGGGACAGCUAGAAUUGUGUUAAGUUUGGUUUGGUCGAUGUGAUUUAUUUUACCACUCAGCACAAGUUUUGCAUCACCUAUGGCGUUAAAUAAUAAGAUGUGAAGCAUGGAGCGCCACGGACCGCCCGGCGUCAACUCGCGCGCGCUCAGCGCCACGCACUCCGCCGCCGACCUCGAGGUGCUGAGGGAGAUAGAGAACGUGUACUUCUCCCCCCCUAGCGAGUUCGACGCGGCGCGGCACGCGCUCGAGAGCGCGCCCGACCCGCCCACCUGCGACGCCAUCGAACGAAUGUUCACGAAGCUGAAGAGGCAGCAGCAGGUGGUAUCCGGAAAAGCGUUGCACCUCAUCUCCCAACAACGCGACAACUGCGAUCGCGAAUUCGCAGAAAUCCAGAACAUUCGCGAACAACUCGCCACCACCCUCCACACCUGUCAAACCGCCCGUAACCACCUCCGAACCGCCUCCAACCACCUAACCAUAUCCACCUUUGUGAUCUUGGCUAACUUCAGGAAAAGACAGAUCAUCAGGUCAGUCCUCAAGUCUUUAGAAUUACUCAGGAGUUUAAGAAGCGUCGAGAAAGAUGUUCAGGAGUUGCUGCUUAAGAAGGAGUAUUGUGAGGCGAUCCAGUUGAUUCUGAAGAGUCGGAAGGCCGCUGCAAAUCAUAAGGAGUAUACAUGUAUUGCGGAUUUAGCUACAAGGUUACAGGAUACUUUAGACAUGACAGAAGAGAAGUUAGACUCAGUUUUAGCUAGUAUAUGUUAUAGCUUCGAUGGAGAGACUUUCAGUAAGUUGAGGAAAGCCCAUGCGUUGCUUGGGAAAAGCCAAGCGGCUAUGGAGCAGUUACAUAUGCAUUACUCCUCUGCAGUGAAUGAGACAUCUUUAAAAUCAGUCAAAGACUGUAUUGGGGAAGUCUCUAUCGAAGUAAAGUUUCAAGAGAUGUGUCAAUCAGUACCAAAGGAUAAAGCUGCCAUUUGCUUUUUGAAUCUAUGCGAGAAUUUGUUUUUAAUCAUGAGAAGUUACUAUUUAUUAGUGAAAUGGCAUUCGAAACAUGAGGAUGAAGAUUUGCCAAGUUCAAGCGUGUUUGAAAUUGAAAGAAAUGUUAGUAGGGAGUAUAUAAAACAGAAGUUGAAAGGGGGUUUAGUGAGGAUCUGGCAUGACGUGCAAGCGAAAGUGUCGACAUUUUUAAAGAGUGCCUAUAUAGAGGAUUUUGCUUUUGAGAAGUUUAUUCAGAUACUCGGUAUUUUGAGGCGGUUAAUGCAAGUAGCUGAGGUAUUUUGUGGUGAUAAAUCCGAUAUUUUAGAGGAUUUUAUAAAGAGUCAUAGUAUGUCGUAUAUCAAGAAUUAUCAUAGAGGACGUAUGGAAGAACUUAAGCUGUUCCUUGAGAAUGAAGGAUGGGAGCAAUGUCCUGUCAAAUCAACAUUUACAUUGCUAAAUCUCCAAGAGUUCAAGAAGUUUAAAAAAUACCUGAAUCCAAACUUUGACACAUCUAUAUCCAAAGUCAGUACACUAUCUGAUGGGACUUCCUCAGUCCAUUCCCAGGAUGACAGUGUGUAUAUUGCAAAAUACUUCAAUCAGAAAACCACGCAUACUCCUUUUGAGAUUUUCCGGAGCGACAAUGUGACUAAUGAUGAUAUAUUUGGCCUAGAACCUGAGAUAGACGGCAGUGAUACAUCGGAUGACGAACCAGAAGAGUUAAAGAGAGAUUUCGUUGAUGAUGACGCUAAGAGUCCAUCGAAAGUGAAACAUUCCGUCAUAGUGACUAACACCACUUUAUCCGUCUUACGGAACUGCGGGCAAUAUUUACAAAUCUGUAGAUAUCUCCCGCAAAUAUCUUUAGAAGUUGUCAUGCUUAUGAACCAGCUUUUCGACUUUUAUUUCUACACUGUACAUUUAUUUUUUACUUCCGAUCUUGAUGUAGCUUCAGCUACUUUAUAUACUUCAAAGUUAACAGCCACUUUAAAAAGGAUAUCCAAUUCCAUAGAUACUUCUAAUUCAGGAGACUCGAAAACCUUCCUAUGUCCAGAAAUACCUCAGCAUUUAGACUUAUCUUCCGAAGAGUAUCUACACGGCUUAAGCGAGCGUAUAGUCGCAGUGGAAAGCGUCAUCUUCCUCGCAAAGCAAUUUGAGUUUUUACAACCAUAUUUAGAGUCGAUAGUCGCUCAGCAUCAAAGACUAGUUUUAGAACAUUUUAGAGAUAACACUCUAGCUAGUGCGGUGGAUUUAAGGAUGCCUGUAUACAUGUGCUCGGCCUCCAAAGCAGUGGACGCUAGAACCACUUUACUGGCCAUGUCUCAAGUGCGAUGGGAUGUUAAGAAUGUCGAGGUAGAAAACAGCCCUUACGUAGACAUGAUAACACGAAAAAUUCAAGUGUUUGCAUUAAGAUUAGAGAAUAUAUCAAAGAAGGUUACUCUUAACCUAGAAAUUAUAAAUUCUAUUUGGGCUAUGGUGUCUAAAUUCAUCGUACACUUGCUGGUGGAAGGCUUUUCUAAUGCUACAAAAUGUUCAAAUGGAGGCCGUGGACUCAUGCAACUCGAUUAUAGACAAUUAUUUGUUAAAAUUGAGAAAAAUUCCGGUCUUAAACCUGUUCCGUACCAAGAAUAUGUCGACAGGUAUGUUAAAGCGUACUAUCUGCCUAGAAAUGAGUUGGAAGAAUUCGUCAGAGAGAGAUUGGAGUACUCUAACAAACAUUUGCUGGCUUUGGUGAGCUGUGCGUGCGAAAAUAAGAGAGAUAGACAAGAAUUGACUGCUGUUAUAGAGAAGAGAGAUACUUAAAAAUAUCAAGGUCGCUUUAACCCGUGGUGGCUUGCGUGGGGUGUCAUCGUGGACGAUGUCGGAAUACGCGAAGGUUAGUUUUGGGCUUUGGGCUGUAGCCACGCGUCUGACGUCUUUGUCGGUAAAAGGUAAACUAUUUUUUUCUGUCCCGCCCAGGACAUGUCAUCUUGAAAUGACACAAAAGUGGAAAAAAUUAAACGAUACGGUUAUGUUACUUAAAUGGAAUAAUGAGACUAGAUUUAUAAUACAAAAAUUAUACAGUGCGUAAAUCCAAUACAGACGAUAAAUCAAACCAGACAUAGAAUUUACCCGCGUAAUCAUGAAUUAAGAAGUUUUUUAAGUAAAUAUGACCCAGUAAUUAUUUCUUGAAAAUUUACCGAGGAGCAAUGUACUGCAAACAUUACGAGAAAUAAGAUGUUACAUGACUAUAAAAAGCUCGUAUCUCGUAACCUGUGUGCUGCUGUACAUUGCGAGCCGAAUUAUUUUGUAUGGUUAAUAUUUUAAUUGUAUUUCUAAGCAAAAGUCAUGUCAAUAUACUUCUUAAAUAUGCUAACCACCGUUUAAAGGUUUGCCCGUAUUGAAUUUACACACUGUAUUGAGUCGGCAGCAAACCUCGCUAAGCGGGCGGGGCCUACUAAAUUAUUUGAACUUUAUUUUCAACAUAAUAGGAGCGUGUGUAUACUGCUGAUUGUAUGUAUGAAGAUGGUUAAUAUUCAUAU